Messenger RNA from Oppiella nova, 924 nucleotides. The record is from the annotation of a GenBank genome assembly. NCBI's taxonomy places the organism in Eukaryota, Metazoa, Arthropoda, Arachnida, Sarcoptiformes, Oppiidae.
AUGUUUGUGACCGCAUAUAAUGCCGACGUUAAGGAUCAGUUGACGCCAUUAGCUAAGGGUUGUCUGCCAGUCCUUUGCUCCCAACUCGACUCCGAUGACAAAGAGUACCUGAAUUUAGUUUUGUUAACAAUCAUUAGUUUCCUGUUUUGGGAAUUUAAGGCAUUUCUCGGCAAAGAGAAAAAGUUGUUGACUUCGGAGGACACUCUGUCGCCAUUUGCGGUGAUAAUCCAAGACUGCGAUGGCUUACAACGAUUGAAUCAAAUAAAUGGUCACCGACGGGACAAAGAGUCUAACAAUAAGUACUAUAUGCCGACACAAGGGGAACGGCGGGUCGAGGAGAUACUGGCGCUUGCCUUUCACAAAGAGACCCGACCCCAGGAGCGGCAACAGUCCGUAUAUGUUUUGUACACGUUUCCCGAGGUUAAUCCCAGGGUAAAACAGGAACAGUGUUUGGGCUGUAAGAAAGAGAUGGACGCCCAGAAGAAGUUUGUGAGGGCCGACACCACCAUAUUCUCGUGCCAUCACCUCAACCUUUGCAGGCCGUGUGCCGUCAAAGGGGUCACCAAAAUGUAUAACCAAGAGUCAGAUGUGCCCACAUACGACUACUCUAUAAAACUAAACGAGUUUAAAGAGAAAGUCUUUCCCCGACUCUGGGAACAGUUGUCGACUACCAGUGCUCUAAUGCUGUUACAACUGAUUCUCUACAACGACUAUAAGAUCCAAAAAUCACAACUAAUUAAGAGUGCUUUGAAGGCAUCAUUGGUCCCGCAAUUGGUUAACAUUUAUGAGACAACUCGAGACAUACAAACCAAACAACUGGUUAUUAAUCUGUUUUCCGUAUUCUGUCUGUCGUUUGAAAGUAAUCCAAAACUCCGUAAACAUGUCCUCAGUAACAAUGCAGUCAUCGAUUCAAUAUUAAGGUGA